Procambarus clarkii (red swamp crayfish) is the source of this 825-nucleotide messenger RNA. NCBI's taxonomy places the organism in Eukaryota, Metazoa, Arthropoda, Malacostraca, Decapoda, Cambaridae. The record is from RefSeq and is a predicted model, not a curated record.
AUGUAUAAGAAGGCGCUAGCAUCAUUUUGGAUAGUUGAAGAAGUAGACUUGUCAAAGGAUAUUGUAGAUUGGGAACAGAAACUUAAUGACGAGGAACGUCACUUCAUUUCACAUGUUCUAGCAUUUUUUGCCGCAUCAGAUGGUAUCGUCAAUGAAAAUCUUGUUGAACGUUUCUGCCAAGAGGUACAAAUACCAGAAGUGAGGUGUUUUUAUGGUUUUCAGAUUGCCAUGGAAAAUAUUCACAAUGAAAUGUACAGUUUACUUAUUAAUACAUACAUAAAAGAUUUACAGGAGCAGAACAGAUUAUUUAAUGCUAUUGAAACGCUGCCAGCUGUUAAGAAAAAAGCUGAUUGGGCUCUAAGGUGGAUUACCAAUAGAACGGCAACAUAUGCCGAACGCAUUGUUGCCUUUGCUGCAGUAGAGGGUAUUUUCUUUAGUGGUUCAUUUGCUGCAAUAUUUUGGUUAAAAAAACGUGGUUUAAUGCCAGGUCUAACCUUCAGUAAUGAACUGAUUUCUAGAGAUGAAGGGUUACACACAGAUUUUGCUUGCUUGAUAUUUAAGUACUUGAUUAAUAAGCCUGAUCAGAAAUAUGUAUAUUCUAUCAUUGAUAAUGCUGUGAAGAUUGAACAAGAAUUUUUAACAGAUGCCUUGCCAAUCAAACUUAUUGGUAUGAACUGUGAUCUAAUGGGGAAGUAUAUAGAAUUUGUGGCUGACCGACUUCUCUUUGAACUCGGUUUUAAGAAACUUUAUAAUGUAGAAAAUCCAUUUGACUUUAUGGAAAAUAUCUCAUUAGAAGGGAAAACUAAUUUUUUGAAAAAAAAGUAA